Molecule: messenger RNA, 1275 nt
Organism: Brassica oleracea var. oleracea
Lineage: Eukaryota; Viridiplantae; Streptophyta; Magnoliopsida; Brassicales; Brassicaceae
Exons: 2
Coding region: 1-1275 (424 amino acids)
Source: RefSeq, a predicted model, not a curated record
AUGGCCUCUCGCAGAUUCUCGACUGCUGAAAAAGGCAAAGGCAUGGCCUCAGACAAUACCGACAACACCCGUAAGCGUAUUAGAGCCCCAGAGUUUGACUACUCAGAUCUAGUAAGAGAAAAUGCUAAGACACUUAUUGGGAGGCUGACAAACCCUAGAGAACAGAAUGUAGACCAUCUAGUUCUUAACUUACCUAAGAAGUGGGCUCUCAGAGGGAAGGUGGUAGGAGCUACUCUCAGAAAUGAUUGCUUCCAAUUCCGCUUCGACCGUGAUAAAGACCUGCAAUGCGUUCUCCUCAACCGCCCUUAUCAUCACAACAACUGGAUGGUACCUCAAGGUGAGGUAUACCCUCAUGAGGAGAAAGAAAGCUUUCAUUGUAGAGUAGACCGACAUGGAACGCCCUUUGGUAACAGAGUUUCUUCAGACAACUCUCGAUUCCAACCUCUAAAGAACAAAAUCACACCAGGCAAUCCUAGUCGAUCUCCACUUGCUAGAACUCAAGAUGCUCAUCAUGUUGUAGCUCAUGGGAGAGGCUCUGUUCCCAGCAGAUACAAGCCACCUAACCCACCACAGUUACAGUGGAGAGUUCAAGAGCACACAAAACCCCCUCAUGGACCCCCACAAGUGCCAGCUUUGAGAUCCCCGUCGACACCAGCUCCUCCGUUGGGAAGAAAUCUUCAUGAAAGUGAUUUCUCCAAACAAUCUGAGAUAUCAUCUGCUGAAAAAGUCUUUGAAGAUCUAAGAGAAGUCACCCUGCAGUACAUCAACUGUGCUAAUCCCAUAGAGAGUGCAGCUAGGAGACGAAGAGUAAUACAAACUGAAACUGAGAACCUUAUGGCAAACACAACCUCUGGAAUCAUUGCAGCAGCUACGGCAGCCGCUAGUCAAACCGCUAUGGUGCCUCAGGUCAAUCCCACGGUGAUUUUGCUCCCAAGCUCGGAAACCUCUACUCUCAAUCGAGCUCCUCAAACCUCUGGAGAUGGCAUGACCACUACUAUCACUGCUACAAAACGCCGUGGUCGACCACCGAGGACAAGAAAAUCAACACCUAAUCCUAGACUGGUGGGAGGUAGUGCAAAGAAGUGUAUCUUCUCCAAAGUACAACCCUCCCCAGGUAAACUGAAUGCUACACCUGUUAGGAAGGGCAGAAACAGAGUUGCUCCCUCACCUGCACACGAUGCCUCGGUUCCUGUUGUCUCCCAGGGAAGUGCUCCAUCAACCUCUGCUAAUAACCAGGGUUUUCACAACCCCGGAAAUCCUUUUCCUAAGCCAUAA